Messenger RNA from Oncorhynchus tshawytscha (Chinook salmon), 2612 nucleotides. RefSeq names its product ribitol xylosyltransferase 1 (gene rxylt1). The coding region runs from base 420 to 1739 and encodes 439 amino acids. The record is from RefSeq and is a predicted model, not a curated record. Gene Ontology annotation, molecular function: ribitol beta-1,4-xylosyltransferase activity. Gene Ontology annotation, cellular component: Golgi apparatus. Gene Ontology annotation, biological process: protein O-linked glycosylation via mannose. NCBI's taxonomy places the organism in Eukaryota, Metazoa, Chordata, Actinopteri, Salmoniformes, Salmonidae. The transcript is spliced from 6 exons.
AGUGGAUUUCUAAAGGAGAAGCAGUUUCUGUCUUUGCCUUAACUGGCAGCUCGCUCCGCCUUAGGUACGUCCUGGGUAACAUCCGGAAAUAUGUUUCAGCUCGCAGUCUCAAUUCUUAUAACAUCUUUGUAAGCAAUUUGUUUUGUAUUUAAUUUCAAUUAUGCCACACGAGUCGCUUUAAUUAUCAAAAUAAAAAUCGGUUCUGUUUGACGAUAAGAAGGACAUGCUUCACGUAGAUGAAUUCCAAAAGGAGAAUCAUUUUUCUCCGGCAAAUCUUAUGCCAGCCUUUGAGCUGGGUCCUUGAACUGUAAACAGUCGCCUUUGAUUGCUUUCUCAGUGUUUCCGAGACAACGAGCUGUACAGAGAUUGGUCACUUUAACUGAUACUCGAGUGCAGAAUGGUAACGUGAGAAGGAAAACAUGAAAAAACAUCACAGAAAAAUAUUCAUCCUGAUAGUUUUCGUGUAUGUGGUGUUUUCCUUGUAUGCUGCAUACAAUGUCUUUUUUAAUACGAAGGUGAUCACCCGUGUCCACAGAGUGGUGAAGAAAAUUACAGUCGCAACCUCAGGUGGCGGUGUUGUGGCUCCUUACAUUGGGGAUGAUGUGUGGAACCCUUGGGAGGAUGAGCAGGCUAAUGCGCUUUCUGCUCUGCACAAACAGAGGGAGGCUUUCAGACAAUACCAGGAGCGCAUUGACAAGAACAGGCCCAAGAGAUACAAAGUUCAAAUCUGGGGGAAAGCGGCCAUAGGACUUUACCUUUGGGAACAUAUUUUAGAAGGUCCCCUCAACCCCACCGACAUACAAGCACAGUGGAGAGAGGGGGAGAUACAAGUGGGAAAGAUAGAUUUCAGUUUCUACACAGGUCCAGCGGUGAUCCAAGGCCAUGUUCCUCUGGACACGGACAGUGUGGUUCUGGUGCUGAAUGGCCGGGAGCAGCAGAAGAUCUCCUACGCCACCCGGUGGCUGCAGCAUGUCCAGACCUUGAUGCAGUUCCACGCUGUGAAUCGUGUGGCUGUGGUUCUGCUGGGCAGCGAGCGCUGCACCAAUGACUGGAUCAGCCCCUACCUGAGGAGACACGGGGGCUUUGUGGACCUGCUCUUCCUGGUCUAUGACAGCCCCUGGGUUAACGACAAGGAUGUCUUCCAGUGGCCCCUCGGAGUAGCCACAUACAGGCAGUUUCCUGUGGUCAUGCCAAACUCCCAUAUGGUGAGCUCCACAAGGCCCUUCCUCUGUAACUUCCUGGGAACUGUCUACAAUAACUCCUCGAGGGAAACACUCAUGGGGAUCUUGAAACAAACCGGACUGGACAAAGAGUGCAUCACUACUGGCAGAGAGAAGUGGCUUCCUCAGGAGACAGUGGAGAGUCUGAGACUGUACCAGACAGCCCUGGCCCAAAGCGAGCUCACCCUCUGCCCCGUGGGAAUCAACACUGAGUGCUACCGCAUCUACGAGGCCUGUGCCUAUGGCUCCGUACCCGUGGUGGAAGACAUGGUGACCCCAGGUGGGUGCUCUGCUGCACGCAGCUCCCCACUGCGUCUCCUCAAAGCUGCAGGAGCCCCCUUCAUCUUUCUCAAAGACUGGAAGGAGCUUCCAGGCCUCCUGGAAAAGGAGAAGAUGAUGAGCCAGGAGGAAAGGACUGAGAGGAGGAGGAAACUGCUGGAGUGGUAUAGCAGUUUCCGCCAGCAGAUGAAGGACAGGUUCACCGAGGUCUUAGAGGAGACCUUCUUCAAAAACAGCUAAGUCUUUUUAAAGCUCAGAGUAAAACACAAAAUGGCACAUAAUUAUGAGGUACUCUGUGGAUCUCAUUGGCAGUGUGUUUAAGGGAGAAAAGCCACAUUUUUGUGGAUUUUGUGGGCUUAUGGCUCCAUUUUGUAAGGUUUCCACUAGUAGCUGACAACUGUCUCUCACAAGAUAAUGUUCAAACAAAACAUUGAUUUCAGGCUAUGGGUGAAUUAUAUUAGAAUGAGGUGGCUGUAAAUCUUGUUGUUCUCCAUAAUUUAUUUGACAUAGUUCAAGAUUUACAUGUAUUUAUGUUGUAACUUAAAAGAUGUGGGAUUUCAGUUGCUCUUGAACUACUUGCUGAAUGCACACUCCAAAGCAACAUUGUAUUCAACCUUUCAGUAAGGCCCAGUUAUUGUAUUUUUACCCGAGGAGGGUGGCGCUAUAGGAGGACAGGCUCAUUGUAAUGGCUGGAAUGGAAUGAAAUUAAUGGAACUGUAUCUAACACAGUAAACAUAUGGAAACCACGUUUGACGUUCCAUUUAUUCCAUUACAAUAAGCCCUUCCUCCUAUAGCUCCUCCCACCAGCCUCCUCUGAUAUUUUUUCCAUCUAGAAAUUUGUCGGGUGGAUAUCUCCUUUUCCUUUAUGUUUAUCAUUGACCUAUCCUUGAACUAUGUAGGGCUUGUUAUUGUGACAGGAGUAGGUCUAUCUCCAGUGCAAUUGCAGCAAACCAUAUCCUGUGGUAAACCAUAACCUCAUGUUUUCAUGCUGUUUUUUAUUUUAUUUUAUUUAUUUAACAUUUUUUUAACCAGGUAAGCAAGUUGAGAACAAGUACUCAUUUACAAUUGCAACCUGGCCAAGAUAAAGCAAAGCAGUUCGACACAUACAACAAC